GUUUUUAAUCCAUAUUUUUCUGGCCAUCUCAUAGGAUAGGGAUGGUGAACCUUUUUGAAUCUGCAUACCAUAUAAGAGAAAGCAGACCUUCCUUCAGAAAAAGAAGCGAUCCAAAUAUUCCUAGAUCUAAAAGUGAUGUGGAUGUUGAGUGUGAAGAUAAGAAUAUUGCAACAUUAAAUCACUCAGGGAGUUCUUCCAAUUCAAGUUUGUCUAAUAGAAGUCUUGAUAGUCCUUGUAACUCUCUGGAAAUGGUUCAUCGGACUCCAAGUGGAUCCCCAGCUGAUUUUUUAUCUGGUGGAACUGCUCCUGCAGCAGGUGUGCAACCUGUCUGUUCUAACAGUACUAUUCAACAUUAUGAUGAUUCAGAUUUAGAAGCAGAAGCCGAUCCUCCCAAUUGGCAAGGAAACAUAGAUUGGGAAACUAUUCGAUUGUUGAAGCCAAAGGAAAAGAAACGACAAGAUGUCAUCAAUGAAUUAUUCCAUACUGAGAGGACACACGUGAAAAAUUUAAAAAUCUUAGACAGAAUAUUUUACAAACCUUUAUUAAAUGAAGGAUUAUUACCUUCAGAAUUCCUUCAAUUAUUAUUUCCAAAUUUGGAAGAAAUGCUAAAAAUACACAAUGAAUUUAAUACACUAAUGAAAGAAAAACGUAAAAAAGAAUCAAUUGUAGGAAAUAUAGGAGAAAUGAUGUUACAAAUGUUUGAUGGAACAUCAGGAGAAAAUCUAAAACAAGCUGCUGCAAUAUUUUGCAGGAAUCAAUCUAUUGCAUUAGAAAGUCUUAAAAUAAAACAAAAGAGGGAUCAAAAACUUGGACAAUUUUUAUCUGAUGCAGAAUGUAAUCAUUUAUGUCGGAGAUUACAGCUGAAAGAUAUAGUUGCCACAGGUUUUCAAAGGCUUACAAAAUAUCCCCUUCUUUUAGAAAAUAUUGCCAAGUAUACAGUUCCUAAUACAGAAGAACAUAGUAAUUUAAUGAAAGCAUUAGAAUGUAGUAGACAAAUUCUUUCUUAUGUAAAUCAAGCUGUAAAAGAAGCUGAAAAUCAGCAUAGGUUAAAUGAGAUACAAAAGAAGCUUGAUAAAUCUGCAUUAGAAAAAGUUGAUCAUCCCAUAGCCCAUAAUUAUAAAACUUUAGAUUUGACAAAACAUCUAUUACUAUAUGAAGGUAUACUUACGUGGCGUUUAAACAAACAGAAGUCAAUUGAAGUGCAUGUAAUUUUAUUAGAAGAUAUCCUUGUUUUACUACAAAAACAAGAGGAAAAAUAUUUUUUAAGGUUUCACAACACUAAUAUUCUUAGUGGUCGUGAAGAUACUAAAGUUGCUCAUAGUCCAAUUUUGAAACUGCCUCACUUGUUUACUCGUGAUGUUGCGACAGGUAAUUAUUUCUCCUUUAAAUGUUGUGAUAAUAUUUUAAUAGUUUAUAAAAUCUAUUUGUUCUAAUUAAUUAGAUUUACAGUACACUCUCAGUUAACUGGCAGCCAUAGGAAUUGUUACAUGCCAAAUAAAUAUAGUUUUUGUUUGCUUAAGAGUUACUGUUAAAAAUAGGCAUAACUAAUACUGCAUUUCAUACUGCACGUACCAUGUGUGGGAUAUGCGAAGAUCCGUAAGGUUAAUAUUCACAGGAGUGAAUGAAGUGGAUUACCACAAGGAGAGACAAGCACAAGAGAUACUUAAAAACUAACUUUUUAUGUACAAAAAAUGUAUAUACAAUAUCCCCAAAACCUAUGAUACAUGGCACAUGGCAGUUCAAUAAAGAAUCCUUUGGCAAAGAACAAUCAAACAAGUCUGAGAAACAGGCUGAAAAUAUUCACUCGGUGAUAUUCUAUACCGGCUAAUAUUUCACUUAUACAAAGUUUGUAUCAUGUUUCGCUAUUCCUUUCACCGAUGGAAACGGAUUGUAAAACCACAAAUCUCCACCACAACAAACGAAGAGAACAGUUCACCAUACACAGCUACAAUGGGACGACACACUCCCACAAGCUUAGCACUAGGAACCAGAAUGCCCAGUUGCCGGUCCUGCACACCAUAUAUCACCUCCACUGCCGACACAGUGCUGGCAUACAAAAAACGCCCAAAACACAAAAAAAAAAAAAAAAAA
Molecule: messenger RNA, 2091 nt
Organism: Centruroides sculpturatus (bark scorpion)
Lineage: Eukaryota; Metazoa; Arthropoda; Arachnida; Scorpiones; Buthidae
Product: rho guanine nucleotide exchange factor 12-like
Exons: 9
Coding region: 42-1433 (463 amino acids)
Biological process (GO): G protein-coupled receptor signaling pathway
Cellular component (GO): cytoplasm
Molecular function (GO): guanyl-nucleotide exchange factor activity; G protein-coupled receptor binding
Source: RefSeq, a predicted model, not a curated record